Messenger RNA from Pseudo-nitzschia multistriata, 1650 nucleotides. The record is from the annotation of a GenBank genome assembly. NCBI's taxonomy places the organism in Eukaryota, Bacillariophyta, Bacillariophyceae, Bacillariales, Bacillariaceae.
CUGGUACCUGCCUACUGUAUGGAACAAGUUCUCGGUUCAACCGAUCGUCAGAACAAAAUCGAACAGCGGUCACCUCGGCACGAAAUCAAUAAUUGACUGUGGUCACUGAACUCUACAUUUUCCACGCCGAUGCUUUUUAAGAUUUGAUGCUACUAGAUACAUGGUAUCGAUAUCGAUAACGUAGAAGAUUGACGACCGCGGAUUCAUAUAAUGAUUGGAAGAUCACAACAUCAUCUCCCCAAAGUGUCCAGUGGUGAUACCUCGCAGUGUUCGCUUCGAGGUCGAAAGUUGUCCCAACGCAAAACGACAAACGUUGGGGAUAUAAAUUCAACGAAGCGAUGCUUCAUUCUUACUCUUGCGGUUGCUUCCAUUACCUUUUCGAUACUGGCGAUUUUUUCUUGUAGCUUUUUUUCCUAUCAAGAAAUCGAUUAUUUUGACAAUGAAGUCGAGAAAGAGACGUCCGAAGCAGUAACUUCUUACAACCCAUUCGAAUUUUUCCCGGCGGCAGGCGUUGGUUUGUUUCGCUAUUAUAUGGGGGAUCCCUCGGGGAUGGGUUUCCUAAUGAACAAUCGAAUGUGUUUCACGUAUUGCGACGAAUUUACUGAUUACCAAUGGCUCUCCAGCAACAACAACAACGAGGAAACUGCGCACGGCAACAUGGAUUUGUGGGUAGUAUCCCGCUAUUGCUCGAUCCUUGCUCCGAGUUUUGGAUUAUUGGCGAUGAUUGUACUAAUAUUAGAACCGUAUGGUUUUGGGUUCAGCGGAAGGUGCAGAGGAAAAUUGUUUAGAGCGUUUCCGUUUUUGAUAGCAGCGGCCCUGCAAUGCGGUACCUUUUCCGUCAUGUAUGCGUCGCCAAUCAUGUACUCAACCUCGUCAGAAGACCAGCAGCAACAUUUUUGUUUUUCCAGCGCAUCGAAUUUUCAAUGUCGCAUCGACACAGGUGCCGUGCUCUCCUUGAGUUCGGCGGUGAUGUAUUCGUUGCUUGCGGUUAUUUCAAUGUUCAGCAUUCGCCGCACCGGCAGGAAAGAAUGCUGUGCCUCCAAGAUUGAUACCGACGACGAUAGCGAAGACAAAGGUGAUAUCAUCGGCGAGAACAGUGGUGAUGAGAGUGAAAAGCAACACGAGGGAGUCCUUCAAAGCGAUUCGAAUGUGAGCUGUGAAAGCUGCUGAAGAGGAAAACCGGGGAUAUUAACGAAAUGAGUAGAAAGCAACCAACUCGUUAGCUGGGUAGCAUUUGAUCGUCUCGGAGUUUUCAAAUAUGCCUGACUUCGAGAUCGUAGAGCACCGAUCUUCCAAUACAUAGUAUCAAACAACUCGUUGGAAUAAGUCUUUCAAUGCAAAAUCGAUUUGAAUAUACCGCUCGUUGAAUGGAAACAUUCAAAAUGAACAAGAGAGAAGGAGGUUCGUGCGCUGUAGAACUAUUUCUGUUUAUCAGCAUCAUGGUGGGUGAAGGAGGAUAACAUACUAUUGUAUCAAUGAAGAUAAUCCUACAUCACCAUCAGUACCAACAGUCUUUCCAUUGAAAAUUGAUAUCUUUAUUCUGAACACAUAACUGCUUUAAAAUAUAUAUUGCCAGGAAUCAAUCAAUAGUACAAGUAGUACUAGUACUGCUGCUAUUGUUCUUGGUGAUAGUAAAAGUAGUUAUUUGAC